Nematocida parisii ERTm1 is the source of this 268-nucleotide messenger RNA. RefSeq lists its product as uncharacterized. NCBI's taxonomy places the organism in Eukaryota, Fungi, Microsporidia. The annotation marks the transcript as partial. The transcript has a single exon. The record is from RefSeq and is a predicted model, not a curated record.
AUGGCAUGUGUUUAUAUAUCCAGGAAGAAAUUCUUUGAUCCUUCUAUUAAUGUACUAUGUGAGAAAGCAGGCUUACAAGAAUUAGAUGAUAAAAUGACUUCAGAAGGCACAUUUGGUAAACUGUGUGAAUUGACUGAAUCAGGAGAGUGUUCUAGAUUACAGAGAGCAUUAGAUAUACUAGCGAAACACGGUGAUAAUCUAGCUAUAGUUGAUAGGGGUAUGAUAAAACCUUUAAAUGCAAGUAGUUUAGAAAUAACUGAUGAUGACA